Molecule: messenger RNA, 1337 nt
Organism: Anolis sagrei ordinatus
Lineage: Eukaryota; Metazoa; Chordata; Lepidosauria; Squamata; Anolidae
Source: RefSeq, a predicted model, not a curated record
UUUGCUGCCAGUAUGUAGGAAUUAAUUCUGGACUGGAUCUUUUUUCCAGCUUCUUAUGAAUCAAGCUCCAUUCCUCCUAAAGUUAAAGAACGUGACUAUAUCAUGCCAGACAUACAAGAGAGAAAACCCGCUUCUUCUGAAUCAAGCUCCAUUCCUCCUAAACCUAAGGAACAUGACUAUAUCAUGCCAGACAUACAAGAUAGGAAGCCUGCUUCUUAUGAACAGAGCUCAAUUCCUUCUAAACCUAAGGAACCUGACUAUAUCAUGCCGGAAAUACGAGAUAGCAAACCGGUUUUUUAUGAAUCAAGCUCCAUUCCUUCUAAACCUAAGGAACCUGAUUAUAUCAUGCCGGAAGUACAAGAUAGCAAACCGGCUUCUUAUGAAACGAGCUAUAUUCCUUCUAAACCUAAAGAAACUGAAUAUACCGUUGCAGAUGUACAAGAUAGCAAACCCGCUCCUUCUGAAUCAAGCUCCAUUCCUUCUAAGCUCAAAGAGCCUGACUAUAUUGUGCCAGAAUUACAAGAUAGUAAACAUGGUAGAGUAACUUUUUAAAAAAUACGUUUUGGUUAUCUGUGCUAAAUAAUACAUUACUACAUUCUAUUAUGAACAAGAAAAAAAUUAAUGCAGAACUUUAAAAAAUUAUGCAUGUGUUCCAGAGAGACACUUUAGAAAGGUGUCGAUGAUAUUAUAAAGCAGAAGACCCUCAAAAUCAUCAAGGGAGCAGGGGCAGUACUGUUUUUAAUUUAGGUGGGGAGGAGUUGUAAACUCAAUAAUGAAUGUUGUUGUUGCUGUAUGCCUUCUAGCUGUUUUUGACUUAUGGUGACUUUAAGAUGGCCAUGUUAUAAGGCUUUCUUGACAAGAUUUUUUCAGAGAGGUUCUGCCCUGGCUUUCUUUGGAGGCUGACAGAAUAUGAUUUGCCUAAGUCCAACCAGUGGGUUUCCAUGGCUAAGCCAGAAUGAGGGAUUUGAGACAGAUAAAAGGAUGCUAGGCAUAUACUUGGUCUUGGACAUGUCCAGUAAAACUUAUUCUCCUCUACCACUUGAAGAAAUGUCCCCAUAUAGUUGUCCUACCUGCAUUUUAGUAGAUAUUUGAUUGAUGACAUUGAGAGAUGUGCCAUAUUUCAGCACCCAUUUGAGCAUGUAGAAUUUGUCUCACAGUAUUUGAAAAGUAACACAUUUGGUAGAAAGUAAAGCCAAGUUGAUGACAAAAAAAAACCUUAUUUCAAAAUAAAUGCACAUAGAAAUAAAAUCUUAAAUGUGAGCAGAAUUUGAGAUAUAUUGUUCAGCAGCAGAUAUAAAAUGCCUUUCAAUUCACAGAGACUUGAAUGAUUUCAUUUU